AUGGGGCUGCGAAUGAGUGGUGCAUAUUCAGGUGUACAGGCAAGAAUAACAGAGAAGGAGCCCCUUGCCUGUUACGUACAUUGCACUGCUCAUAACCUCAACCUUGCACUUAACGACUCUGUUAAAAAUGUUCCUGGAGUGAAGCGAUUCUAUGACACUGUGGAGAACCUGUACAACUUUUUUGGUCACAGUAUCAAACGUGAGGUUUGCACCGCCCUCAUUUUAUUUUUGACUCUCCCUGUAAGCGUUGCAAGCUCUGAGCACUCAUUCUCCAAGUUAAAAACAAUUAAAAACCACUUGAGGAGCACAAUGGGACAAGAGAGACUGAGUGGACUUGCCAUAUUGUCCAUAGAAAAUGAGAGAGCAAAGAAAAUGGACAUACAGAGCAUCAUGGACGAUUUCGCAGAGCGCAAGGUUCGCCGUAUGCCGUUCAAAUAG
This is a messenger RNA of Poecilia latipinna (sailfin molly), 438 nucleotides long. Its product is annotated as zinc finger MYM-type protein 1-like. Gene Ontology annotation, molecular function: protein dimerization activity. The transcript is spliced from 2 exons. The record is from RefSeq and is a predicted model, not a curated record. Bases 1 to 438 code for a protein of 145 amino acids. NCBI's taxonomy places the organism in Eukaryota, Metazoa, Chordata, Actinopteri, Cyprinodontiformes, Poeciliidae.